Molecule: messenger RNA, 1719 nt
Organism: Ruditapes philippinarum (Manila clam)
Lineage: Eukaryota; Metazoa; Mollusca; Bivalvia; Venerida; Veneridae
Product: beta-1,3-galactosyl-O-glycosyl-glycoprotein beta-1,6-N-acetylglucosaminyltransferase 3-like
Exons: 1
Coding region: 22-1455 (477 amino acids)
Cellular component (GO): membrane
Molecular function (GO): acetylglucosaminyltransferase activity
Source: RefSeq, a predicted model, not a curated record
CAAACCAUAGGGACUGUAAACAUGUUUAGAAAGAUUAUACUGUGCUGGGUUGGUGUUUAUGCUUACGUUAUAUUUGCUUUUAUUCAAAUGGAUUGGUUAAUUAAGAAAAAGAUUGUAUAUACAAUUGAAAAUGAAUUGACUUUUGUGGACCCUGUGUCACCCGGGCAACGGCAUCUAUCAGAAUACGAGUACACUGAAAUGUUCCACACAACAAAUGGAGUAACAAACGCACGUGACUGUGACAUAGCCACAACUCACGCCUGCCAAUUACAUUGUAAACUAGCGAACGCUUCUAACAUUAAUAAUAAUUCAAAUCACCACGCACAUGACGUUAGUACAAAAUGCAAUUUAUAUAAAUUAGUGGAAAAUUGUGAGCAGUUUAAAAAAGUGUAUGGUUAUAAUAGAUUUCCUGUCACCAAUGAAGAAAGAAACUUUCCGUUAGCUUUCGGUUUAAAGAUGCAUCAUCUGCCUGAACAAGGAGAAAUUAUUCUACGCUCUAUUUACAGAAGUCAUAAUGUUUACUGUGUACAUGUCGAUUCAAAAGCAGACUACAAAACAUUUAAUGUUAUAUACAGCAUUGGAAGAUGUUUUGAUAAUGUAGUUAUUGUUAAAGACAGAGAGUAUAUGGUAUACUCUAGCUAUGCACAUGUUAUGUCGGACAUCAAAUGCAUGCGGGCUUUGUUGAGUUCCAAUUUACCUUGGAAGUAUUAUAUAAAUUUGUCUGGAGAGGAAUUUCCGUUAAAAACUAACCUGGAAAUGGUAGCAAUUCUCCAAUUCUUCCAGGGCAUGAAUGAUAUUGAAACAUAUGACCAUCCGAGAGAUCAGAACUGGAAAAUAAAAAACAGAUUUAUCAAAUAUAGCAAUAGCAUGGCGCAGGAUGUUAAGAAGCCGAAAUUUAGAUAUACCAUGAAGUUUAGCAAAGGUAACUCUUUCGGUUUGUUCUCGAGGAACUUCGUAGAAUUUGUAUUUCACGACAAUGUUUCUAAAGAUAUUUUAGCCUGGUUGAAUGACACUUACUCUCCAGAGGAAAAUAUCUGGGCAACAUUGGUAACACUACCCUGGGCACCUGGCGGUUACCCCGUAGAAAUACGUCACAUAGUUUCUUCUUACGUGUCACGUGCAAUGAUCUUCACAGGCGAAAGACCACAGUGUCACGGAAAAUUUGUCCGUGGAUAUUGCCAGUUUACUUGCGGUGAUCUCCCGUGGUUGAAGAGUCGACCGGAAUUUUUUGCAAGCAAACUUGAAUCGCAGAAGAGCAUGGAAACUUUAAACUGUUUAUUUGACUGGUAUAAAACAAAAACUUACAAUCCAGAACUUAUCAACAUAAACUGGGAGUUUUUUAAUCGGCUACCACAUAUUAAGUACCACAGAAAGAAUAAUUUAAUGAUGGGUUCUAAUUUAAAAGUUGAGGAAAUAAAAAAGAAAUGGUUAUCAAAACAUACAAGAAAGGUUUAGCUGUUUAUGUCCCUAUCUGAAAUACAAUUUUUGGCAAUGUUUAUGUUUCUAUAUCUUUUUUAGUGAGCGUCACUUACUUAACAAGAGGGCCAAGAUGACCGUAGUUGCUCACCUGACCAAUCGAACUCAUCCGUGCAAUUACUUAGACAAGCAUCCUGACCAAGUUUCAUGACAAUUGAUUAAAAAUAUGACCGCAAGAGCGUUAACAAGGUUUUUCCAUAUUUGGGCAGUUUGACCUAGUUUUUGACCCCAGGUGACCCAUAU